GCCACUAUAAUCCGAAAAAUACCCACAUUGGUAUGAUGCUGCGUAACAUGUUCUGGUUGGCGUACAACAAACAGAAAACGCUGUGCCGUUACUACGCGCGUAAGGCCCGCAAUCCUGGAAUUGAUCGGCGUGCCGCCCUACUGCCGGAUGACGCAAAACCCGUGGAGUACGAAAGUUUAGACGACAGUGAGGCUGACUUUCAUCAGGUACACAAAAGCCACAAGCAGUUCGAGGCAGAACAGGCACAGUACCGUGACCGGCUGCAGACGUGGAUCGUUGGAAACAAAUACUUCAAAUCGAAACAGCUCAAUUUCCUAACCUGGUCCGAGAAGGAGCAGAUACGGUAUCUGCACAGUUUCGAUCCGGAGGAAUGGAACAUCGACAAGCUGACGGAAAGCUUUCCCGCGGAUAGGUACACGGUAGCGAAAAUCGUCAAAACGAAAUGGCAACCGAAGGACGGCAAACGGAUGGAACGGCACGAUGCGGCGGUGAAGGAAAAUUGGCAAAUGUUUCGUAGUGGCCGCAUUAAAAACAUUGAUCCUGGAUUUGCGCAGCAUUUGAGCAAGUUCAUGCAGCGGAACGUGGACAAGACGAACGAACUGCGACCCAAACUGGAAACGAAACCACUGUACGAACUAAGACCCUUGCCAGAGGGAGAGUUUAGCGCAAUAGUGACGAGCUGUAAAAAGUAUAAACCGGUCGAGAAGGACAAUGAAUCUCAACAGACGCUUCUGUCGGACGACAGUGGCCAGCCGGAGGGGUCCGAUCAUCAACCGGAAAUAUCGCACCAUGUCGCACCCAAACAGGACACUUUUCUGAUGGGAAAUGUUGAAAAUACGCGGCAUGUAACGUGGACGGAAAUUAAAAGACGAGGAAAUUCAUCAAUACUCGCAGACAAGCGCAACUCAGUCGAGGAUAAUCUGGAGCUUGAUUUGGGGACAGGAAUUGCGGAUAGGUUGGAAAACAUACACAGAAAGUAUGAAACAGCACCGGUGGUGGCCGACUCACUGUACGCUGCGGGUGAUAAAAAGCAGGAGGAUAUAAAGGAGUUUAUAAGAAUUCCCAAAAAGUUGUACAAAAGGGGAGCCACAUACCAGAUGGAUGAUUGUUUUUACGACGACGAUGGAGAGUUCCUGUAUCGAGUGCCUGGUAUGUCAAAUGUUAGAAAGCAGUAG
Molecule: messenger RNA, 1175 nt
Organism: Anopheles maculipalpis
Lineage: Eukaryota; Metazoa; Arthropoda; Insecta; Diptera; Culicidae
Exons: 1
Coding region: 33-1175 (380 amino acids)
Cellular component (GO): nucleus
Source: RefSeq, a predicted model, not a curated record